This is a messenger RNA of Spinacia oleracea (spinach), 522 nucleotides long. RefSeq names its product protein FLUORESCENT IN BLUE LIGHT, chloroplastic-like. Lineage: Eukaryota; Viridiplantae; Streptophyta; Magnoliopsida; Caryophyllales; Amaranthaceae. The coding region runs from base 1 to 522 and encodes 173 amino acids. The transcript has 2 exons. Gene Ontology annotation, biological process: chlorophyll biosynthetic process. Gene Ontology annotation, molecular function: protein binding. The record is from RefSeq and is a predicted model, not a curated record.
AUGGAAAUGUGGAUGCCAUUUGUUAUAGAAUCGCUACAUUUUGUGCCCACCUUGAUAUCUCCCAUAUCAUAUGAAGUAGACUGGAAGUCUGUAGUGUUGUCGCAGCCAUUGUCUUUUGGGAAAACCCUUCUUUUGAUGGCUUCAGAUGUAUGCAGAGUUGCUGAGAUAUCAACUGUGAAUAGUUCUUCAUGUUCACGACUGGUGGCUCGACAAAGAAAGGGGGAACUCCAACGACUAAAUGAACAACUGCGUCAGAUUAAUGCAGCUCUUAGAAGACAAGCGAAAAUUGAGUCAUAUGCCCCUAGCUUAAGCUAUGCCCCAGCUAAUAACAGAAUCCCGGAGACUGAAGUAAUAAUUGAUCCAAAGACAGAGGAGUUGAUUUCUCAUCUCAAGGCUAAGAAGACUUAUCUAAGAAACCAAGAACCAGAGAAAGCAUACACAGAGUUUAAGGUUGCUCUGGAACUCGCUAAGAAUUUGAAUGAUCCUGUCAAGGAAAAGAAAGCUGCAAGAGGUUUAGGUUAG